Argentina anserina (silverweed cinquefoil) is the source of this 3221-nucleotide messenger RNA. RefSeq names its product condensin-2 complex subunit H2. Gene Ontology annotation, biological process: mitotic sister chromatid separation; meiotic chromosome condensation. The record is from RefSeq and is a predicted model, not a curated record. Gene Ontology annotation, cellular component: nucleus; condensin complex. NCBI's taxonomy places the organism in Eukaryota, Viridiplantae, Streptophyta, Magnoliopsida, Rosales, Rosaceae. The transcript is spliced from 11 exons. Gene Ontology annotation, molecular function: chromatin binding. The coding region runs from base 238 to 2268 and encodes 676 amino acids.
CUGCCGUCGAAAUAAUUUGAACCAAUUUUGAGGGACUCGCUCCUUCUUCUUCCUCUUUCAUUCAAAACCCAAGCUGUAACGACUUGCAGACUUACCCAAACUCUUCGACUUCUCCACUUUCAUUUCCAAUUUCUCGAAACCAUCCAAAAGACUCACUUUCUCAAAAACCCCCAAAUCGAAAACCCUAGUCCUCCACCAAAUGCUAAUCCACAAUGCGGCAAACCCCAAUUCAACGCAAUGACUAACGCCAGAGCGGAGCCGAGCGGCGGCGGCGGCGGCGCCGGAGGUGAGUUCCACACGGUGCAGGCGGAGCGUGACCUAGAGUCCAAUUGGGAACUAGAUCUUGCAAAAAAGCUCGAGGAGUAUCUGAAGAAGAUUUGCUCCGGCGAAUUUUCCGUCGAAGCCAGAGCCGACGGCAAUGGGUCUGUUAAUUUCGUCGAAGCUGCUAUGCUGGUUUAUGGUUCGGUUCAGGUGUAUAGCCGGAAGGUGGAGUAUUUUCACUCUUUGGUGUUGCGAACUUUGGAGUUUCUUUCCCAGAAAAGGCAGAAUGACCAGUCAGAAGGGACAUCAGUUCAGCCUGAAGAAGGUGGGAGUUCCAAUGUGGUUGCUGAUGAAGAAAGUGAUUGGUUUUGGGGAUUAGAUGACAUUGCAGUGGAAGCAAAAUGUUUCUUAGACAAUCCUUUGGGCAGAGAAGUUACUUCAAAUCUCUUUGUGAAGCCCCCAUCAAAUCUAGUUGUCCUUGAAGGUGAUUGCUUAGAUACAACUGGAGAUUCUGGAGAACUAGAGUCAUAUCUGUUGGCCACAUGUGAUCUUUACCGGUAUUUCAUUCUCUUAGAUCCUUGUGAUGCUGUAGCAGUUGAUGAUUAUUUGGGCGCGGAUGGAGUUAGUCGAGGACAAAGUAGUGUUUAUAGGGCCUGCUCAACUCGAGAAAGCUUUCUGUCACCUUCAAGACGUUCAGGAGGGACUGCACAUAGGUCACAGAAGUUCCAGGCUAUCAAUCAGUCUCCUCUGGUUGAUUCUCACUUUGAGGUCAAUGGUUGUAAUAUUGGGCCUGACCCUCCUGGCUGCAAUACUUUUGAUGAUGGUACUCAUGGGUAUGAUAUGGGUGAUAGAUACUCAGAGCCUGGGGACUUGGAUGAUGAGGACGAUGAUCCUUGGAAGCCUCUGAAUCCGCAUGAACCUGGGAAUUUGAAAGUAAAACCUUUUCAGAAAGUCAAAGCUUUUAUGAGGAAAGGGAUACAAUCUUCAAAGCAGGCAUCUAUGGCUGCAAUGUUUCCACCAGCGAAGUUGCAUGGUCCUAUUAGUCCAGAACUCAUGGAAAUAUGGGAGAUACGACAUCAGGCUGAAGAACAGCAAAGGGGGUCCCAAUCUCCUCCACUAUUUGAGAAGCUGCGACAAUCGCUUAUUGAUGGAACACAUGAAACCUUUGAUGGCUCUUCUAAUCCAGUGAAUGACAAUGCUGAAUCCGAUAAUGAUGUUGGGGGUUUUAGGGAACCAAAUGCUGUACCGCCUCAGAAUAAUGAGCAUGAUGAUGGUUGUCCUCAAUUUGGCCCCGAUGAAGCUUUUGGAUAUGAAGAUCCAAAUCCUCAUGCAAGCUUGGAAGAGUUAUGUCGCUCUCACCUAGACACUCUUCUUGCUAGCAUAGCUGAAAAUGAGAAGCAAACUGAACUCGCUGCUCGUGUUUCAUCAUGGAAACAGAAAAUUGAGCACAAUCUGGAAGAGCAAGAAUCACACCCUCCUUUUGACAUUCAAGACUAUGGUGAAAGAAUUAUUGAUAGAAUAUCCGUUGAACCAGAAGAUAGAAAUGUGUUGCCAUUUUCUGAGGUCGUCAAAGGUCAGGGAAAGUAUGAUGUUGCCAGGAGCUUUUCUGCACUAUUGCAACUGGUUAACAACGAAAAUGUUGAGUUGGAUAGGAGUGCAGUUGAUGGUGGUCAGCCUGUUUGUUUCACAGCUGCCAAUCCUUUCCAUGUUCGGCUCCUAAGACAUGACAGGAGAAGAGUGGAAACUGGAUUUUGGGUGUCAAGAAAGAGAGUUAGAUCUCCAUUGAGGAAAGCAUGUAGAAAAGUUGAUAGCAACAAGAAUGAAACUGAGAAAUCACCCCUCGUCAAGUCAUCAUCAAAGAUUAGUAAAUCAAUAAAAACAUCUACACCAACAAACUGCAAGUUAUCUGCCGGAAAGAAUGGCGGCACAGGGCGCAGUCCUGAUGCUAAGAGGAGAAGAAGCUCUCGAUUUGUUGAACCACUUGGUGACCUACAUUCUCCAGGGUGACAUAAAUGUCAUGCACGAGGUUUGAGUCUUUUGAUCGAGGCCAUUUAACACUUUGCUGGACGGCUCAAAGCAGGGUAAGAACAAUCCUUGUCAGUGCAGUUGUAGUUUACUGACCUGAAUGAUAGGAAGCUGUAAUAUUUAUGUUAUCAACCUGAUGUACACAUUAGUAGACAGUAGUGAACAAAUUGUAGAUGUAUCAUUCAUGGACAGGAAAAAACAAAUCUUGCUUUGGGGGCAAACUCAAAAAUGCCAACGUGCCAUUUUCUGUAUAGUCAACAAUUGAUUGAUCUGCACACUUGAAUUCAACAAAAACAAUAAUGCCCUUUUUCUGAUAAGCUCGUCAUAGUUUGCAACCUGGAGUGAGUUAGCUCGAUGGAGUCAUGAAGAUACAAGUCUUUUCGACUUGAAAGCAACAUGCGAUCUAAAAUGCCGACGCUAACAACUGAAUAGGCACGAAAAUAAAUCGUGAGUUCAUAAUCAUAUGAUAAGAUUUACCUUGGUUCAUCGGAUCGUAUUUCAGUUUUGGACCAAGCACUGCCACAAACAACUUGGAAUAGAAAACCAAGCAAGUAGAAAAUCCCUUGGCAUUAGUCAAAGAAAGUGAAGUUAUUGGAAUUUCGUGGUGCGAAAUUGCGGUUCCUAUUAAAUUUUGUGAUAUUAGUGUGAAGACCUAAUGUAGCACGUAAUGCGGUUACCUGUCUGAACACCAAGAAAAUAUUGUGCGUCUUCGACGCAAAAGCAUAAAGGCUUAGCUCAAGGCCUCAAGUUAUGACCCCGAGUCCUCUUCACAAUUUCGUUAAGUCUAGCAAUCAAACGCAUGACUCAGAUUUCAGUAGAUAAUGAUAAAGAGUGUGGGAAAAGGGACUUUUUUAACUCCGAAACUUACGGAGAAAGAAUUAUGAUCGUGACAGUUUAACUAUAAAGUAAUAUUCCUUCCAAAUUUCUUGAAUUUU